AUGUCUGACAAUUCAGAAGAUCAAAACCCUAGAGAUGCUGGUAACAUGUGUUUGGAAUUGGCUUUGGAAGGUGAAAGACUUUGCAAAGCAGGAGACUGUCGUUCAGGGGUUGCAUUCUUCCAAGCAGCUGUUCAAGCAGGAACUAAUGACUUACGUACUCUUAGUGCCAUAUACAGUCAAUUAGGCAAUGCUUAUUUUUAUUUAGCGGAUUAUCCAAAAGCAUUGCACUUUCAUAAGCUUGAUUUGGCUUUAGCAAGAACACUGGGAGAUAAACCAGGUGAAGCUAAAUCUAGUGGAAACUUGGGAAAUACUUUGAAAGUAAUGGGCAAUUUUGAUGAAGCUAUGAUUUGUUGUAAACGUCAUUUAGAAAUUGCUAGAGAAUUAGGAGAUAAAUUGAGUGAAGGACGAGCCUUAUACAAUUUGGGAAAUGUGUAUCAUGCUAAGGGUAAACAUAUAGGAAGAGUAGGUCAGCAAGAUCCAGGAGAGUUUCCAGAAGAAGUAAAAGUUUGCAUAGAACAAGCUGUUAAAUAUUAUGAAGAAAAUUUAAAACUAAUGAAAGAGCUCAAUGAUCGUGCAGCUGUUGGUCGAGCUUGUGGUAAUUUAGGAAAUACCUAUUAUCUGUUGGGUAACUUUAAGGAAGCCAUUCAAUAUCACGAAGAGAGAUUGAAAAUUGCUCGAGAAUUUGGUGACAAAUCAGCUGAGCGCAGAGCUAAUAGCAAUUUAGGAAAUUCUCAUGUUUUUCUUGGUGAAUUUGAAGAAGCAGCAGAUCAUUAUAAGAGAACAUUGAUCCUGGCUCAAGAAUUGGAAGAUAGAGCAGUUGAAGCUCAAGCGUGUUAUAGUCUUGGAAAUACUUAUACAUUAUUGAGAGAUUAUAAUACAGCAGUUGAUUAUCAUUUAAGACAUUUAGACAUAGCUCAAAAAUUACAUGAUAGGAUUGGCGAAGGAAGAGCUUGCUGGAGUUUAGGAAACGUAAAUCUAGCUUUAGGAAAUCACGAAAAAGCAUUAUAUUUUGCUUCUAAACACUUGGAAAUAUCAAAAGAAAUUGGUGAUACAGUUGGUCAAGCAACUGCACAGAUAAAUAUAGUUGAUAUCAAAAAAUCUUUGGGUAUGUCAAAUGGACAACUUUCACCAGACAGUAAAGAAUUGUUGGAUACCAUUUCUAACACACAGCCUUCACCUCAACUACGACGUUAUCGGGUGAGGCGUCAGAGCAUGGAACAGCUUGAUUUACUUAAGUUGACUCCAGACAACAAAAGUAAAUUACCCAGCUCUAACGACAAGAUUUAUCAAUCUACUUCAUCAGUUUCCAAAAAGUCUGAAAAAACUGAAGAUGAUCCAUUCUUUGAUUUGUUGUCACGAUUCCAAGCUGGACGCAUGGAUGAUCAACGUUGUACUCUUGGUUCCUCAAGAAAUUUAGAAGAUAAAGAAAAUCAAAAUGCGAACAAAUUAAUUGCCCAAAUUGGUGGACAUGUUGAAAGUCAAGAUGAUUUGUUGGACAUGAUAGCAGGUAUGCAGAGUAAGCGUAUGGAUGAACAACGAGUAGAAUUGGAACAACUUCCUGGCAUUGCAAAACCAGAUAGUGAACCUGAUGAUAACUUCUUAGAACUUCUUAUGCGAUGUCAAGGUGAACGGUUAGAAGAUCAACGCAGUGAGCUUCCUGUGUCCAACAUUAGCAGUGAUGGAGAGUCACAACGUACACCAAACCGAGGACCAACUGUACCUGAUGAAGACUUUUUUACAUUAAUUAUGCGCCUUCAAUCGGGUCGUAUGGAAGAUCAACGAGCAAGUGUUCCAAUGCCAAAACGAAAUUAA
Macrosiphum euphorbiae (potato aphid) is the source of this 1812-nucleotide messenger RNA. The record is from the annotation of a GenBank genome assembly. NCBI's taxonomy places the organism in Eukaryota, Metazoa, Arthropoda, Insecta, Hemiptera, Aphididae.